Molecule: messenger RNA, 1578 nt
Organism: Wickerhamiella sorbophila
Lineage: Eukaryota; Fungi; Ascomycota; Dipodascomycetes; Dipodascales; Trichomonascaceae
Product: Eukaryotic translation initiation factor 3 subunit D
Exons: 1
Coding region: 1-1578 (525 amino acids)
Biological process (GO): translational initiation
Cellular component (GO): cytoplasm; eukaryotic translation initiation factor 3 complex
Molecular function (GO): translation initiation factor activity
Source: RefSeq, a predicted model, not a curated record
AUGAACUUGCCAGAGUUUUCGUCGAUUUGGGGUCCGCCUGCUGAAGUGCCUUCUACUUUGCGUUUUAGCGACACUCCAUACGCCCCAUUUUCCAAGGGUGACAAGCUAGGCAAAGCUGCCGACUGGGCGGCUGAUCCGGUAAAGGAUGGUAAAGACCAGAGGAGAACUCAGGGCCGUGGGUUCCGUGAUCCUUAUCACGCCUACGGUGCUUCUUCUACUCGUUUCUUCACUAACGAAGACAACGAAUCAUCUUGGUCUUUCAAUGUUGUCGAUUCCGGCACUAAAGGAACUCCUAAGCCCCGUGGACAGCAGAAUGCAGUGCUCAAAACUCGCGGUCGUAUGCAGGGUCAGCAGCAACAGAGCGCUCCUCAGGGCCGUGCAAUUGGCCAGGCAAGCUCUUUCGCUAACCGUAGCGCUGGUGGCGGUGGUUACCGUCGUCCUGGUGCUGGCUACGCUGAUAAAGGUAAAGCCCGUGAGCCUAGUGUGGCUAUUGGUCCUACUUGGAAGCUCGUUCAAUCAAACAACUUUAAUGAGCUCAAAAAGCUUACUUACAACGUGCCCCUUUCCGAGGGCAAAACCAUUGGCACUUAUGGUUCCGUGCAGUACUUUGAUCGCGCUACUGAGAAGAUCACUCAGCCCAUGAAGCUCAAGGUUGUUGAUAGCACUGUUUACAAUGUCACAACCAGUGAAGAUCCCGUUAUUAACAAACUGGCUGGAUCUAAUGUUGGCCAGGUGUUUGCUACCGACGCUAUCCUGGCCGUUAUUAUGUGCACGACCAAGUCUAAUAACCCUUGGGAUAUUGUGGUCAACAAGGUUGAUGGAAAGAUUUUCUUCGACAAGCGCGACGGUGGUCCUCUGGACUUUUUGACUGUCGACGAGAACUCUGUUCACUCUCCUGCUGAUGACGCCGAGAACCGUAUCGACUCCACCAGCGCUCUUAGCAUCGAGGCCACCUACAUUAACCAGAACUUUGUUGCCAACGUUGUUACCCGCGACGGUGCCAAACACGACUUUGAGAACACAAACCCCUUUGCCACUUCUGACGACGAGCCUGUUUUGCCCAAAGGUUACAUUUACCGCCAGUUCAACCUCGAGGCUGAUUCCGAGAAACCUCCUUUGGAGCUUGUGGUCCGUUGCGAGAUCGACGCCGUCGUGGCUGGACCUGACGGUGACAACUUUGCUAUUGUUCGUGCUUUGAACGAGUACGGUGGCUACAAGUCUUUGGAGUGGAAGGACCGUUUCGUCAACCACCGUGGUGCCAUUGUUGCGGCUGAAAUGAAGAAUAACCUCAACAAGCUGUCGCAGUGGACUGUUCAGGCAUUGCUCAGUGGUAGCAAGGCCCUGAAAAUCGGUUUCGUUUCGCGUGUCAAUGCUAAGGAAAAGACCAACCACGAGAUCGUAGGCGUCCUCAGCGGUGCCCCCACCCAGUUUGCUACCCAACUUAACUUGCAGAUGCAGAACGGAUGGGGCAUUGUCCGCUCUCUUAUCAACAUUAUUUCUAGUUUGGAGGAUGGCAAGUACGCGAUCUUGCGUGACCCCAAUCUGCAGUUCUUGCGGGUUUACCAGGUCCCCAACUAA